Molecule: messenger RNA, 2916 nt
Organism: Cyphellophora europaea CBS 101466
Lineage: Eukaryota; Fungi; Ascomycota; Eurotiomycetes; Chaetothyriales; Cyphellophoraceae
Exons: 1
Coding region: 1-2916 (971 amino acids)
Source: RefSeq, a predicted model, not a curated record
AUGCUGGGUCACUUGGUAAUACACGGCGCCUCCUUGGUCCUGGCACUGCCAUUUGCUAGAGCACUGGACCUCUAUGUUGCCCCGGGCGGUUCAGACUCUAGCGACGGCUCAGUUGGGAGUCCAUUUCAAAGCCUGGCUCAAGCCCAGACAGCGCUAAGGAACGCAACAUCGCGGGCAGCCGAUGAAGACAACAUCGUCCACGUGGCUGACGGUUUCUAUACGCUCGACGAGCCUCUCAACCUCACCAGUGCAGACUCCGGCACCAACACAUCUCCGGUCACUUGGCGAGCCGAAGGUACCAAUGUAGUCAUCUCGGGUGGUUUGAAAGUGUCAAAUUGGCAGCUCAACGAGACUUCCGGCAUCUACAGUGCACGGAUACCACCAGGCACCGAGUCACGCAAUCUGUAUAUCAACGGCCAGGCGGCGAAUUAUGCCAGGAGUACGCUUCAACGCAAAGAUUUCGACUUCGACAAUGAGACUCUUUCAUGGAACUCGUCAGACUAUGACUGGGUCAUGAACACUCCUGGUCUUGAGAACGCCGAGAUCCGAGGCAUCAACUCCUUCACAGAUCGCUACGCACCGAUCGAGUCUGUGGGAGACAAGAAGUUGAUCAUGAAGCAACAUGCCUGGAGAAGUACUGUCAUGGGAUACGAUACCCUUAACAACCCAAAUGCCGAUUUUGGAUUCUAUAUCCAGAAUGCACUGGCGUUGCUGGACGAAGGUGGGGAAUUCUUUCUGGAUUCCGACCAGGGCGUUGUGUUCUACAUGCCAUUAGAGGGCGAAGACAUGAGCUCGGCCGAAGCUUACCUGGGCAUUUUGGAAGGCCUCGUCUAUGUACAAGGCACUCUUGACGAGCCCAUCCACGACAUCAUUUUCGAAGGCUUUAACUUUGCCCACACUACAUGGUUACUGCCGGGUCAAGGUUAUGGGUACGUCGAUCAGCAAACUGGAGCAUACAUCUGUCAGAACCAGACGUACCCCCAAUUCGAGGCCGCUAGACCAUGGUGGUGCCAAAUGCCCAGCGCCGUCAGGAUCGCUAUGGCUUCCAACAUUGUUUUCCAAGGUGGUAGCUACUCACAGCUGGGCUCUGGCGGCGUGGGGAUCGGCAAUGAUGCGACAGCUUACGAUCACGGCCCCGGUCUCGGCGCUCAAAAUGUGACGAUUCAAGGGGCUUAUUUCAACCAAGUCAUGGGUAACUCCAUCACAGCGGGUGGGGUGCGGGCUGAGGCCCAUCAUCCUAACAGUACUCGCAGCAUCAACUCUGGUAUUCACCUCACAGACAAUGUGUUCUACAACGUGUCUUCUCUGUUCAGCUCGACAGUCCCAAUCCUGAUCACCUACGCACAGGACUCAACGGUCAUGCAUAAUGAGAUCUGCAGCGUUCCUUAUACAGGCAUCGCUCACGGUUAUGGAUGGGGAGCCAACGAUGUCAACGGUACAGAGGAGUACCUAGAACGGGGCCUGUACGACUAUCAACCUCUAUAUCAAACUCCAACCACGUCUCAGAACCAUCUGAUCUCAGCCAACCUGAUUCAUGACUAUGGCCGUUCCCACACGGACCUAGGUGCUGUAUAUACGCUAGCCAAGAGCCCAAAUACCGUCAUCAGUAAUAAUUUCGCCACAGAUGGCGAUUGGUUCGGCUUGUAUACCGACGAAGGCUCCAACUCCUACACCGCUGAGGGUAAUGUCUGGAUGGUCAGAGGCAACUACUACGCCCCGAAUCAAGGACCUCGUGCGCACACGGCGAACAAUACAUUGAUUGACAACUUCGGUAUAUUCGGUGCCGACCACUAUAGCCAGCCCAAUCAUACCGGGAUCUUCAACAAUACCUUCCUCAAGAACUACAUUGUGACAUCGCUGGACGACACCUCGGUCGAUGCCAAGCGUACAGCAUACAGAGCGGGAGUGUCGCCAGGCUCUCGUGCUUUUCGGACCGUCCACAACCCAGACGUGCCCAACGCUCAUCUCGACCUUACUUUCAACAGCACAGACUCUGGCACUCUUCUCAUCCUCAACAUCUCCAAUUUUGACGACGUCGAGCUGAGUGCCCUCAACCUGCAAGCCACUGGCGGAAACCUCGAGCCUCGAGACAUUCCCACCACCAUAUCCGCCAACUCCUUCGGCCUUGCGACCUGGACCCUUGCUCCACCUACCGACUGCUCCAUCUCCCGCAUCACCAUAACAGCAACCUACAGCACCAGCAACCCCUCCCCAUCCACCCUCAACAUCACGGGCACUGCUCCCGGCCUCCCCCUCUCAGCCACCCACCCUCUCAACAGCAGCUCCAAAUCUCCCACUAACGCCACCUACGGCACCCCCUGCCCCAGCGACAACACCACGUACGCGAUCCGCUCCGGCGGCCGCGGCCUGCACCCACCCUUCGACGACAUGUCCACCCUCUACCUCCCCUCGGCCAUCGGCUCCGCCGCCAACAUCUCCGCGCAAGUCCUGCACAUCGACGCCAUCACCCCGGCCUCGUACGCCGGCCUCGUCCUGCGCAACCAGCUGCAGCUCGACAGCAACAGCACCAACAACUUCACGGGCUACGCCGCCGUCAUCGUCACUGCGGCCGGCGAUCUCAGUUUCGCGUAUGAUAGCGGCUACUACCGCGAAUUGCGCACGUGGGAGACGGUGGCGGGCGUGCAGUUGCCGGUGUGGCUGCGGUUGGGCGUGCAGGGUGUCACGAUCAGUGGGUUCUACAGUCAGGAUGGCGGGGCGAGCUGGGUGAGGAUUGGGGAGAGGGGGUUUGUGAUGCAGAGCCAUUGGGCGUUCAGUGACGCGGGCAUGGUGGCGGGGAGUGCGGGGGGGUGGAGGCAGGGGACGGCGGUGUUGGGUGGGUUCGAGGUGGCGGGGAGUGGGAGGAAUGCGUUGACGAGGCAGGGCGGCGGGCUGGAGGCGAGGAAGAGGGAGUUGUAG